GCGGCAAAGAUGGAACCAGGUGGAUCCUCCUCAAUCUCCUCUUGAGAGGCUCCGUCCCUAAAAGUAUGCAGUCUCAAUACACGCUGGAUUCUCCUAAGACAAAAAGCGCCAUGGGUCCUCCAAAACUAACGUACUUCUCGUUGAAAGGUGCUGGCGAAACAAUCCGUUUUAUUCUCUCGUACGCCAACGAAGAAUUUAUCGAUGAAAGAAUUGACUUUGUCAAGGAUUGGCCCAAGAUAAAACCAAGUAAGAUUUUAUUUUUCAAUCUGCCGAAAUAG
Molecule: messenger RNA, 278 nt
Organism: Bemisia tabaci
Lineage: Eukaryota; Metazoa; Arthropoda; Insecta; Hemiptera; Aleyrodidae
Source: RefSeq, a predicted model, not a curated record